Scaptodrosophila lebanonensis is the source of this 1340-nucleotide messenger RNA. RefSeq names its product cathepsin L. Gene Ontology annotation, molecular function: cysteine-type endopeptidase activity. The coding region runs from base 169 to 1188 and encodes 339 amino acids. Gene Ontology annotation, cellular component: lysosome. Lineage: Eukaryota; Metazoa; Arthropoda; Insecta; Diptera; Drosophilidae. Gene Ontology annotation, biological process: immune response. The record is from RefSeq and is a predicted model, not a curated record. The transcript has 4 exons.
UCGAGUGUGGUUGCAGUGCAGUUCUUAACAAUUUAUUUAAUAUAAAGUGUAAUUUAGUUGCAUACCAAUACCAAUUCUAAAACUUUUUUUGCUCUGUGUUAAGUAAAACGCAAGUGCUUAACAUACUGUCGGCGUUCUUUGCGCGUUAAUAAUUGCUCUACAACCAACAUGCGCUCAGUAUUAGCUCUCUUGGCCCUGGUGGCUGUGGCACAGGCUGUUUCGUUUGCCGAUGUCGUCAAGGAGGAAUGGCACUCCUUCAAGCUGGAGCAUCGCAAGCACUAUCAAGAUGAUACUGAGGAGCGUUUCCGUCUGAAAAUUUUCAAUGAGAACAAACACAAGAUUGCCAAGCAUAAUCAACGUUGGGCAGCCGGCGAAGUUAGCUACAAAAUGGCCGUGAACAAGUACGCGGAUAUGUUGCAUCAUGAGUUCCGUCAGGUUAUGAACGGUUUCAACUAUACUUUGCACAAACAAUUGCGUACCACCGACAGUAGUUUCAUGGGCUUUACUUUCAUCUCGCCGGAGCAUGUUACAUUGCCAAAGGCUGUCGAUUGGCGCAACAAGGGUGCUGUUACAGAAGUCAAGGAUCAGGGACAUUGCGGUUCUUGCUGGGCCUUUUCGAGCACUGGUGCACUGGAGGGCCAACAUUUCCGUAAGAGCGGUACACUGGUCUCGUUGUCAGAACAGAAUUUAGUUGACUGUUCCACCAAGUAUGGCAACAAUGGCUGCAAUGGUGGCUUGAUGGACAAUGCCUUCCGUUAUAUUAAGGAUAAUGGCGGUGUCGAUACGGAGAAGUCAUAUCCCUAUGAAGCCAUUGAUGAUUCGUGCCACUUCAACAAGGCUACCGUUGGUGCAACUGAUCGCGGCUUCACUGAUAUUCCCCAAGGUAACGAGAAGAAAUUGGCCGAGGCAGUGGCUACUAUUGGACCAGUUUCGGUUGCUAUUGAUGCUUCGCACGAAUCGUUCCAAUUCUACUCCGAGGGUGUGUACAAUGAACCGCAAUGCGAUCCCCAGAACUUGGAUCAUGGUGUGUUGGUUGUCGGCUAUGGCACUGAUUCAGAUGGUCAGGACUACUGGUUGGUUAAGAACUCUUGGGGCACCACCUGGGGUGAUAAGGGCUUCAUCAGGAUGUCGCGCAAUCAGGAGAACCAAUGUGGCAUUGCCACGGCGGCUAGCUACCCAGUGGUUUAAGCCAAAUCAUAUGAUUUAUAUUACACUCGUGCAUACGCCCCCUAAAAACCAUAAAUAUGUAAGAAUGUAUUCCAACGCAGGCAUCUCAAAAUGUAAUUUUAAUAAUUAAGUGCGCAUUAUCUGCCAUCAACAAAUGUAUCCAAUAACUUCAA